UAUCCUUCAAUUCCCAGCCUUGGAAGGCAAUUUAGAGGUUAGAGGUUUCUUGAAUCAAAUUGCAAGUGAAAUGUGACCCAUUGAGAACUAUAAAAGAAGAAACUUAAUUUGGGAGAGAUGUAGGAAAUGAUUUGAAAGAACAUCCAAGGUAUUGAAAUUGUGUGCAAAUUAUGGAGAGUGGGAAGAAGAAGGCGGCAGUUUUGGUUGGAUGCAAUUACCCCAACACCCCACACGAGUUAUAUGGAUGCAUAAACGACGUGCUGGGGAUGCGAGAGGCGCUUGUUGAACGGCUGGGGUUCGAGCGCAGCCAGAUUGAGCUCCUGACUGACGCACCCGCGGCCGGUUCGCUAGUGAUGCCCACAGGUGUAAAUAUUAAGAAUGCUCUGGAUCGGAUGGUGAGUCAGGCUCAAUCUGGGGAUGUCCUUUUCUUUCACUACAGUGGACAUGGAACCAUUAUCCCAUCAUCCAAACCAGGCCAUUUCUUUAGGCAGGAUGAAGCCAUCGUGCCUUGUGACUUCAAUCUUAUCACAGAUGUGGACUUCCGGCAAAUAGUUAAUCGGGUGCCAAAGGGAGCAAGCUUGACAAUUGUAUCGGACUCGUGCCACAGCGGAGGCCUAAUUGAGAAAGAGAAAGAGCAAAUCGGACCUUCUUCUGUCAGGAAUGAGUCAAUAUUAUUAAUGCAACCCCGUCGACGUAGCAGUCCCAAGACUAUCCCAUUUGAGUCCAUUCUACAGCACUUCACAUCACUGACAAGCAUAAACAGUACUAGUUCAUGUGAUAUCGGCACCCACUUGCUACAAUCCUUUGGAGCCGAUGCCAGCCUUAAGUUCCGUCUACAUCCACUGGAGCUGGAUUUGUUGGAGUCGUCCAAGGCGGGGGGAGAUGAUGAGGGAAUUCUUCUAAGUGGGUGCCAAGCAAACGAGACAUCUGCGGACAUGAACCCAACGAUAGCUGGAGAGAAGGCAUACGGAGCAUUCAGCCAUGCACUACUGCAGACGGUGUUGAAGGGUCAUGUGGGGACAUUAAGCAACAGACAAGUUGUGGUCAUGACCAGGAAGGCUUUACAGGCCGCAGCCUUUGCUCAACACCCUUGCCUCUACUGCAGCGAUGAGAACGCUGAUGCUUCUUUCUUGUGUCACACUUAAAUGAUUUAUACGCAUGCAUGGUCAAUUACUACCAUGUUGUUUUUAUUUUUAUUAUCUAAAUAAUGAUAUAUAUUAAUUGUGCUUCUCCAAUAAAAACCAUAUAUAUUGAGAUCAAAAGAAAUUUCUUGUGCAA
This is a messenger RNA of Alnus glutinosa, 1278 nucleotides long. RefSeq names its product metacaspase-9. Gene Ontology annotation, biological process: proteolysis. The record is from RefSeq and is a predicted model, not a curated record. Lineage: Eukaryota; Viridiplantae; Streptophyta; Magnoliopsida; Fagales; Betulaceae. The coding region runs from base 171 to 1145 and encodes 324 amino acids. Gene Ontology annotation, molecular function: cysteine-type endopeptidase activity. The transcript is spliced from 2 exons.